AUGGCUGGCCUUAAGCUAAUGUGUCCAAUAUGUACCGAAAAUUUUGCGGAAUCUGAUGAAAUUUUUAGUACCAGUUGUGGGCAUUUGUAUCACAUGGCAUGUAUGCAUGAAUGGAGAAGUCGAGCUACAAGUUGCCCUCAAUGCCGUGAAGAAAAUCCUACGUCCCAUAAGAUAUUUUUAAUUUUAAACGAUGAUCGGAAAGUGCCACAAUCACUUCCUUCUAUUGACAUUGUGGAAGAACUACAAGCAAGACUAGAUUCAAGCCUUGACAAAAUACAUGAACUUGAGGAACAGUUGAGUGAAAAUGAAAGCAAUUUUCUUCAAAUGCAACAACAAUAUUCUCUUGAACAGGAAAUGAGAAUAAAAUUGCAACGGGAAAUUGACCAAGUAGCCAUUACAGAUGAACAUUUUCUCCAAAUGCAUUCGUUAUACUCCGAAUCAGAAGAUCGAGUGAAAAUAUUGCAAGAGGAAAUUCUACAUCUUACUGCUGAAAAUGAACGUAAAUCUGAAGAGUUUAAAAUUAAAGAAAAUGAAAUUUCAAUUCUGAAAACAUCUUUACAAUCAACGGAUAAAAAAAUAGCAAACGAAGUCGAAAUCAUACAACAAUUGCAGCAACAACUCUCAGAGAACGAGAAUAAGGUUAAGGAUUUACAGCAAGAAAAUACUCGCCUUGUUAAUAAGAACGAAUAUAACAUAAAAGAACUGGCAUUGAAAUCAAGGGAAAUAUCUGUGUUAAAAGAAUUUCUGAACCGAAAAAUCGGAAAUUCUGAUAAAGCUGCAACUAAUACUCCAGUGCCUGAGAUUGCGAACAUUUGCAAAUGCAAUGUCGAAAAUGCUAUCGACAACAAUACUACAGAUCUGAAGAUUAAACAUCUUCAAUAUCAACUAGAGAAGGAAAUCGAAAAUAAUACAAAACUGCUAUUGGAUAAUAAGAAAUUGCAAAGUCAAAUUCAACAAAGUGCAAAGUGUGUUGAUACGAAUGAUCAAUGA
Messenger RNA from Musca vetustissima, 990 nucleotides. RefSeq names its product E3 ubiquitin-protein ligase trul-1-like. Gene Ontology annotation, cellular component: nucleus. Gene Ontology annotation, biological process: protein ubiquitination; interstrand cross-link repair. Lineage: Eukaryota; Metazoa; Arthropoda; Insecta; Diptera; Muscidae. The transcript has 2 exons. Gene Ontology annotation, molecular function: ubiquitin protein ligase activity. Bases 1 to 990 code for a protein of 329 amino acids. The record is from RefSeq and is a predicted model, not a curated record.